CCCCAAACCCCAACGGGCCCUCAUGUGUGUUGUUCCUCCCUGUGUCCAUGUAUUCUCAUUGUUCAAAUCCCACUAAUAUGAGUGAGAACAUGCAGUGUUUGGUUUUCUGUUCCUGUGUUAGUUUGCUGAGAAUGAUGGCUCCCAGCUUCUUCCUUGUCCCUGCAAAUGACAUGAUCUCAUUUUUUUUUAUGGCUGCAUAGUAUUCCAUGAUGAAAUGUUCCAGAUUUUCUUUUUCCAGUCUAUCACUGGUGGGCAUGUGGGUUGGUUCCAAGUCUUUGCUAUUGUUAAUAGUGCUCUCUUAGAUAUACCUAUGUUUGUGUCUUGACAAUAGAAAGACUUAUAAUUCUUUGGGUAUCUUAAGUAAUUUUUAACGCCACAUACCGUGACAGGUAAGAAACCACUGUGACUGGCUCCAUCGUUUCAAUUUAAGUUAUAUAAUAUAAAGGCUGGGCAUGGUGGCUCAUGCCUGUAAAUAAUCCCAGCACUUUGCGAGCGUGAGACAGGUGGAUUACUUGAGCCCAGGAGUUUAAUAUCGGUCUGGGGAACACAGUGAAACCCGUUUGUAGUAAAAACACACAAAAAAACUGGGCAUAGAGGUGCGAAUCUGUAAUCUCAGGUACUCGGUAGGCUAUUGCAGGAGAGUCACUGGAACACAGGAGGCUGAAUUGGGAGGCAGAGUUUGCAGUGAUCCAGGCUGGUGCCAUUGCAUUUCCACAUGGGGAAAAAUAACAAAUAAGUAAAUAAACUAUGCACUCACUUACUGCAAAGUAAUAUGGGGGAAGCUGCUGCCCCUAGUAUCUCUUUUUCUUUCUUUGUCAGGAGCCACUGGAAUUUCAAAAGGUUGACCAACCAGGACUUUUUUUUAUCUGUUGAUUGUCUAGGUCAAACCUCUACUCAACUGUCCACAACACACCCUUUCUAGGAUCUAUUAAAGGCAUCAACAGGUCUUUUUCCCGAAUUGUAAACAGUCAUUAUUUCGCCAUUCCAAUCUUAUUACGUAAUGUUUAAAAUCCUUCACUGGCUUUUCUUUGCAUUUGACAAAAACCAAAAUCCUCAAUUUUGCCUAAAGUUCCUUGCAGCAUUGAUUCUUGCCUAUCUCAUAAGCCUCACAAAAGCCAUUUUCCAUCUUUUCUACUUCUUGCAACUCUCCACGUUUUGGUCAUUUAGCCAAAUGACCUCGUUCAGUUUGUCUUUGACCAAGUUUUAAAAAAUUACCAUUUCUGGAUGGAUGGGAUGGUUCACGGCUGUAAUCAUAGCACUUUGGGAGGCUGAGGCAGGUGGAUUGCCUGAGCUCAGGAGUUUGAGACCCGCCUGGGCAACACGGUGAAACCGCAUCUCUACUUAAAAAAAAAAAAAAAAAAAUAGCUGGGCAUGGCAGCGUGUGCCUGUAGUCCCAGCUACUCGGGAGGCUGAGGCAGGAAAAUUGCUUGAAGCCGGGAAGCAGAGAUUGCAGUGAGCUGAGAUCGCACCACUACAACUAGUCUGGGCAACAGAGCGAGACUUUUUCUCAAAAAAAAAAAAAAAAUUAAUAAAGCGUUUUGUUGUAUAGGCAGUGUCUGGCUAUGUUACCCAGGCUUAUCCUGAAUUCCUGGCCUCAAGCCAUCCUCCCACCUCUGCCUCUGAAGGGGAUUGGAUUACAGGUGUGCACCACCGUGCUCGGCCUGUACUAAUUUUUUUUUUUAAAGGCGGGAGGCCGGGCGCGGUGGCUCACGCCUGUAAUCUCAGCACUUUGGGAAGCCGAGGCGGGUGGAUCACCAGGUCAAGAGAUUGAGACCAUCCUGGUCAACAAGGUGAAACCCCGUCUCUAAUAAAAAUAUAAAUUUUAGCUGGGCAGGGUGGCGCGCGCCUGUAGUCCCAGCUACUCUGGAGGCUGAGGCAGGAGAAUUGCUUGAACCCAGGAGGCAGAGGUUGCGGUGAGCCGAGUUCGUGCCAUUGCACUCCAGUCUGGGUAACAACAGCGAUACUCCGUCUCAAAAAAAAAAAAAAAAAAAAAGGCGGGGUUUCACCAAGUCAAUCGGGGUGGUCCGGAACUCCUGAUCUUAAGUGAUCCGUCUGUCUCAGCCUCCCAAAGUGCUGGGAGUACAGGCGGGAGCCACUUCGCCCGGCUCUGUACUAAAUAAAACGUUGAGAGUCUUCACAUUUGGUCUUCUUUCAGCCUUAAAGACUUUGACCACGGAAUUUGUCCAACGAAUGCCUCUUCAUCCCUCAAAUUCCAACUGAAAUGUCACUUCCAGAGGUGAACCUGAGUUGAUAGGGUGGGACACAAUCCCACAGGGUGUGAGGGAUCCACCCAGUCAGCCACUGUGAUGCAAACUGAUCCACAGGCACGUCUGUUCCUCUUUCAAGGUUAGAGGAUACUCAACUUCUCCACCCUGUGACCCCAGGCUAUGGGAAGCACUUGAUCUUGCAAAGCACUCCCUUCCCUCACCAUCUGGGAGGGGAUGCUGUGCUGGUGAAGCUUUCAAUCAGCUUGCAGCCUCACUUGGACCCUCAAGUUUGCUCAUAUAAAUAAAAAAUCGUAUUCAAACUGGUGGUGUGGCCAACGGUUGUGCAGGGACACGCCGCUGCCCGGGCCGCUGAGCCUGAGUGUCGCCUUCGCAGCCAUGGACCCCACCGGGAGCUGACAGGCCUAUGGAGAGUCGGGGUGUGCCUCCCGGGCCUUAUCGUGCCACCAAGCUGUGGAAUGAAGUUACCACAUCUUUUCGAACUGGAAUGGCCCUAAGAAAACACAGACAACACUUUAAAAAAUACGGCAAUUGUUUCACAGCAGGAGAAGCAGUGGAUUGGCUUUAUGACCUAUUAAGAAAUAAUAGCAAUUUUGGUCCUGAAGUUACAAGGCAACCGACUAUCAAACUGUUGAGGAAACUUCUUAAGAAUCAUGUAAUUGAAGAUAUCAAAGUCAGGUGGGGAUCAGAAAAUGUUAACAACCAGCUCUUCAGGUAGUGAACACACAUAUAACUAUAAAAUUGAAUUACUGUAAAGUUUUAUCUGUACUUAUACUUUUACUGUAACAGCAGCUUCUUCAAAGAAGUAAUAGUUUCUUUUUUUUUUUUUUGAGACGGAGUUUCGCUCUUGUUACCCAGGCUGGAGUGCAAUGGUGCGAUCUCGGCUCACCGCAACCUCCGCCUCCUGGGUUCAGGCAAUUCUCCUGCUUCAGCCUCCUGAGUAGCUGGAAUUACAGGCACACGCCACCAUGCCCAGCUAAUUUUUUUUGUUAGUAGAGACGGGGUUUCACCAUGUUGACCAGGAUGGUCUUUAUCUGUUGACCUCGUGAUCCACCCGCCUCGACCUCCCAAAGUGCUGGGAUUACAGGCUUGAGCCACCGCGCCCGGUCAGAAGUAAUAAUUUCUUUGGAAAACUAUUAAUGCUCUUCGUUCAAUUAAAAUCAUUUGGGAAAAAAAAAUCGUAAGAAUCCGAAAAGAUAGCCAGGGGAAUUAAAUGGCACUUGGGGCCAACUGGGCCCUGAUCAUGGAGGAGGUCGCCCCAGCUCUCAUAAGUUUGACAGUGUCCCUGCACCCAGGGUCACAGAGCACGCGCAGGCCCUCCCCUCCCACUUCCGGAGGACUAGCCAACCACCGCACAGGCUGAGCCCCAGGCAGGAAGGCGCGCCCUUGGUGGGGGUGGGGUCUGAGUCCUUCCUCCCGGUGCUCAGUGAGUCCUAAGAACCCCCUGGCCAGGGUCACUGAUCCGUCUACUCCAGUAGAGACAGGGAUUCACCAUCUUGGCCAGGCUGAUCCUACUGACCUCAUGAUCCACCUGCCUCCCAAAGUUCUGGGAUUACAGAUUACAAGACAUCUAGCAGAAAGUUCCUUUGGCCAAGAAGAAUGGCACAUAUUGGGAAGGAUUCCUUAUCUUGGACCUGAGUCUACUUUCUUGAAGAAAACUUGACUUUAUUUCAUUAAGUGGGAAGAGCUGCAGCCCAGCUAAUAUGUUGAAAUGUACAAUAGGCUGCAGUCUGUGAAGUAUUCACGGACGUAGACUCUGAAGCUAAGGAGCUGAGAAGUUUCUAGAAGCUGUCAACAACAUGCCAAAGCAGUAAAACUGAAAGCCAAUUCAAACUUCAAGGUCUGGGGGAAGAUACCUACUGCUUACUAGGACUUGAGGUCUAGAGAGCUAGGCCUUAUUAAAAUAAUUACUUUACCUACCAUCUUUGUUCAAGGCUCAAUGGCUGACCUUCAAGCGGUGGCUAGCUGUCCCAUCUGUCUGGACUACUUGCAAGACCCAGUGACCAUCAGUUGUGGGCAUAACUUCUGUUUCUCCUGCAUCACUAUAUCCUGGAAGGAUCUAGAUGAUAGUUUUCCCUGCCCUCUUUGCCACUUUUGCUGUCCAGAAAGGAAAUUGACAAGCAAUCCUCAACUGGGUCGUUUGACUGAAAUUGCUAAGCAACUCCAGAUAAGAAACAAGAGAAAGAGGCAAGAAGAGAAGCAUGUAUGUAAGAAGCAUGAACAGGUUUUGACCUUUUUCUGUCAGGAAGACCUAGAGCUUUUAUGUCCAAGGUGCAGUUUCUCCACUGAUCACCAGCUUCACUGUGUUUGGCCCAUAAAGAAGGCUGCCUCCUAUCACAGGAAAAAAUUGGAGCAAUACAAUGCACCAUGGAAGGAGGGAGUGGAAUUAACUGAUAAAAUCAUUACUAUACAAACCAGAAAAUUGUUAGAACUGAAGAAAAAGGUAAAACGUAAGGAAGAAGAAGUCAGGUCUGAAUUUGAGCAACUUAGGUUAUUUCUCCAAAAUGAGCAAGAGACUGUUCUUGGGCAAUUACAAGAUGAAGAGAUGGAUAUUUUAGCACAACUGAAUGAAAGCCUAAGAAAAUUCUCAGAUGAUACCUCCUCAUUAAAAUAUCUACUAAAGGAGAUACAGAGCAUAUAUAUGAAGUCAGGACUGGAAUUACUGGCAAAUGUUAAGGACAUCUAUCACAGAUACAAAAAUUUCAAAUUCCCUGAACCUUUUUCAUUCAGAUUAAAAGAAUAUGGUUACCGUCUGCCUCCACAAUAUUCUGGCCUAUACAAAAUUAUCAAGCAAUUUCAAGUGGAUGUAAUUCUAGAUCCUGAAACAGCACAUCGUAAACUUAUAGUCUCAGCAGAUAGAAAAACUGUGCGCUAUGGAAAUACAGUGCAAAACUUACCUCCAAGCCCAAGAAGAUUUUAUCGCCUCCCAGCUGUUGUGGGUUCUAAGGGCUAUAGUAGUGGCCGGCAGUACUGGGAAGUAGAAGUGAAAGACAAGCCUGAAUGGAUCCUUGGUGUCUGUAAUGACUCUCUUCCCAGACGGAGGAAGCAUCCACCAACAUUAGUACAGAAUGGAUUGUGGGGAAUUCGGCGAUCUGGUCAGGAUAAUUAUAUUAUAUUGGGUCAUGAGGAAAUUAAUCUGCUGCCAAAAGUAAGACCUAGUAAGAUUGGCAUUUUUUUAGAUUAUGAAAUGAAUGAGGUUUCCUUUUAUAAUCUGAAUGAUAGCUCUCUACUGUAUACUUUUAAUGAUGAUUUUACAGGAUCACUUUGGCCUUAUUUUUAUACUGGAAUGGACUCAAAACCUCUUCAAAUUUCUAGAGUAACAGAUUGUGAAUAAAUAACUGUUAGAAAACUGUCAUUUUCUGACACCUAGCAAACAUAAUAGAGCCAGUGAAUCUAGUUUUCGUAAUUCUGUGUUUUGUUCUAUUUUUCCCACACACUCAAAAAAAAAGCAGAAUUGUUUAUAUCUCAGUUUAGCACUAGAAAAUAUGAUUAUAGGACCUACUUUAUAACAAAUUAUGGAGUCAAAGACAAACUACUUUAGAAAUCCUAAAAAAAUACUACAAAUAUAUACUACUAAAGUAAUGUAUUAUGUAAAAAAAAAUUAUUACCCCAGUUAUUGCCAGUAGCAGCCCAAUAAUGUUUCUUCGGUAUUGCCUAUGCAUUUUUCCUUUAAGAAAGAUUAAGUCUUUAUUAAUCACUGUGUCACCCAGGCUGUAGUGCAAUGGUGCAAUCUCAGCUCACUGUAACUUCUGUCUCCCAGGUUCAAGCGAUUCUCCUGCCUCAGCCUUCUGAGUAGCUGGGAUUACAGGCACGCACCACCACACCUGGCUGAUUUUUGUAUUUUUAGUAGAGUUGGGGUUUCACCCUGUUGAUCAGGCUGGUCUCAAACUCCUGACAUUGUGACAUGCCUGCCUCAGUGCUGGGAUUAGAGGUGUGAGCCACUGCACCUGACCAACUUUUUUUUUAGUUAAUUUUUUUUUUUUUAAUUUCUAUUUUGCCCAGGCUGGUCUUGAACGUGUGACCUAAAGCAUUUCUCAUGCCUUAGCCUCCUAAAGCACUGGGAUUACUGGCAUGAACCUCCAUGCCCAAUGCCACUUUUCCCUUUCAUCUGUCUACCUCAAUUUCUAAGUAAUUUUAUUUUUUAUUCAGUGUGUCUUUGUCAGGACUACCUUAGUUUUAUAGAAAAUGAGAUGGUAGCUCAUGCCUUUAAUCCUAGCACUUUGGUAGGCUGAAGUGGACAGAUCACCUGAGAUCAGGAGGUUGAAACAAGACUGGCCAAAAUGGUGAAACCCCAUCUUUACUAAAAAUACAAACACAUUAGCCAUGCAUAGUGGCACAUGCCUGUAAUCCCAGCUAUUCAUUAGGCUGAGGUAGGAGAACUGCUUGAACCCCCAAGGCAGAGAUUGCAGUGAGCUGAAUCGUGCCAUUGCAAUCCAGCCUGGGAAACAAGAGUGAAACUCCGUCUAAAAAAAAAAAGAGAUGGCACUCUUACAUCCUCCUCUGCCACACACACACACACAUACUCAUACUGUACCCCUACAAUCAGUAGAACAUCUGUUCUCCUAUUCCCACUGGACAGAGUACCCUCUAGUGUGGUCAGCUACUGUCCUUCACUUCUCUUUGGGAACUGAUCUCUAGGCUCAGAAUCUGUAUUAACUUAGUUCCAUAUUUUCCUCCUUAGGUUUCUUUGGUUAAUUCAGGGAUUAAUAUCUAUUCAAUAGAUAAAAAAUAUGUAACUUUUUUUUUGAGACGGAGUUUCGCUCUUGUUACCCAGGCUGGAGUGCAAUGGCAUGAUCUCGGCUCACCGCAACCUCCGCCUCCUGGGUUCAGGCAAUUCUCCUGCCUCAGCCUCCUGAGUAGCUGGGAUUACAGGCAUGCACCACCAUGCCCAGCUAAUUUUUUGUAUUUUUAGUAGAGACAGGGUUUCACCAUGUUGACCAGUACUGUCUUGAUCUAUGGAUCUUGUGAUCCACCCGCCUCGACCUCCCAAAGUGCUGGGAUUACAGGCUUGAGCCAUCAUGCCUGGCCCAAAAAAUGUAACUUUUGGAAAAACUUGUGUUAACAAAAAAGACUGGUGUGAUUUUGAUGGGAUUAUGUGUUGUAUCUUUUAUAUUAGUAUGGAGAAAAUUAACAUCUUAAC
Callithrix jacchus (white-tufted-ear marmoset) is the source of this 7365-nucleotide messenger RNA. RefSeq names its product tripartite motif-containing protein 60-like. Gene Ontology annotation, molecular function: protein binding; zinc ion binding. The record is from RefSeq and is a predicted model, not a curated record. Lineage: Eukaryota; Metazoa; Chordata; Mammalia; Primates; Cebidae.